AUCUAUACAUAUAGCACCAUGACGGAAGGUAGGUUAGUCUUUAAAACUAUCAACUUCCAUUCCUCGGUGUAAAAUGUGAUUACAUCUUCCAUUCACAAAUACGUAAGUCGGUCACGGGACUGAUUGUUAAUCUAAAUGUUGAUUGUAGACGUACGUUCUACUUCGGUACCUUACGGGAGCAGAGCUGACUUCUUAAAAUGGAUUGCUCUGUCUAAAAUGGCUCCUGUAGGAUUUACAAGCUAAAAGCAUGCCAGGGGUUUAGUGUCCUGACAUCUGUUCAAUUAGCCAUCUUCACAAUCCAAGGCUAAGAAGACACUAAGCUAGUGCCUUCUGUCAAACCUCAAGAAGGUUGGCCAGGAUUUUUUAAGCUCUCAAGGAUGCAUCAGUGUUCAUAGAGAGUCCACAGAAUGAACCAUUGGUCAUGUCUUUUAUGACUAAAAAUCUUUAAAUAUGCAUUGUUAGGAAGAAAAAAACAUAAAAAAUGGGAGAGCUGAAGAAAGAAGAUGUUGAGAAAUAUCUGGAAAACAACCCUCAAUUCGCCAAGGAUUAUUUUGACAGAAAAUUGAGAGGCGAGGCUGUUGUAGCCCUGUUCAACAACAAGCAGCUGAACUUAAAAGAUGGGGUGUCAUUUCAUGACCUAACAAAACUGGAAGAAGCUGACAUCUUGUUGGAAUUGGUGCGGGAGAUUCAAGAUGCCAAUGACAUGGAGAAGACUAUUCAUAAAGUCCUUCAAAGACUGGCAUACUUUCUUCAAGCCAGUUAUUGUAGCUUGUUUCUCUAUAGAUCCCGGAACGGAGUCCCAGAGCUGGCCACCAGGCUCUUCAAUGUCACCAAGGACUCAAAAUUCGAAGACAACCUUGUUCAGCCUGAAAGUGAAAUAGUUUUCCCUUUAGAUAUUGGUAUUGUGGGGUGGGUGGCUCAUACAAAGAAGACUUUCAAUGUCCCUGACGUAAAAAAGAACACCCACUUCUCGGACUUUUCAGACAAGCAGACUGGCUACACUACGAACAAUCUAUUGGCUACACCCAUCAUGUAUGGAAAGGAGGUCCUAGCCGUCAUAAUGGCCAUUAACAAACAGAAUGCCCCAGCUUUUACUAAGGAAGAUGAAGCGGUCUUCACCAAAUAUCUAGACUUUAUAUCCAUGGCUCUUAAACAGAAUCAUAUAAACUACCUUCAUAAUGUUGAAUCCAGAAAAAGUCAGAUCCUCCUUUGGUGCGCCAACAAAGUGUUUGAGGAACUUACAGACAUUGAACGCCAGUUUCACAAGGCUCUCUACACUGUCAGGAUAUAUCUGAACUGUGAACGGUACUCUGUGGCAUUGCUGGACAUGACAAAAGAAAAGGAGUUCUACGAACAAUGGCCAAUCCUACUGGGAGAAGUACCACCUUAUAAAGGACCAAAGACCCCCGAUGGAAGGGAAGUUAAUUUUUACAAGAUUAUUGAUUAUCUUUUACAUGGAAAAGAAGAAAUCAAAGUCAUCCCUACUCCCCCCGAGGAUCAUUGGUCUCUUGUGAGUGGACUGCCCAGCUAUGUAGCUGAAAAUGGAUUUAUUUGCAACAUGAUGAAUGCAGCGGCAGAUGAUUACUUUAAAUUUCAGAAAGAGCCGGUGGAUGAGACGGGGUGGUGUAUUAAAAAUGUCUUAUCCCUGCCCAUCGUGAACAAAAAGGAGGAGAUUGUGGGUGUAGCGACAUUUUACAACAGGAAGGAUGGGAAACCAUUCGAUGAGUAUGACGAGCAAAUCACUGAAACCCUGACCCAGUUUCUGGGAUGGUCAGUUCUGAAUACUGAUACCUAUGACAGAAUUAAUAAACUAGAAAACAGAAAAGACAUUGCCCAGGAGAUGCUAAUGUACCAAAUGAAGUGCACGCCUCUAGAACUUCAGAGUAUUCUGAAAACUAAAGAAAAGUUACAGAAGGACGUGGAUGACUGUGAGCCGAAAGAGCUUGUGAAGAUAUUGAAAGAAGAGCUGCCAGACCCAGCGGCGCUGGAACUAUAUGAAUUCCACUUUAGUGACCUGCCGGUGUCCGAGCACGAGCUCAUCAAGAGCGGCAUAAGACUGUUUGUAGAAUUGAACGCAGUGGAUAAAUUUAAGGUGCCUGCUGAGGUCAUGACAAAAUGGAUGUAUACUGUGCGAAAAGGCUACCGGGACAUAACGUAUCACAACUGGCGGCAUGGAUUUAAUGUGGGACAGACAAUGUUCACCUUGCUUAUGACAGGUAAACUCAAGAAAUAUUAUUCUGAUUUGGAGGCCUUUGCCAUGGUGGCUGCGGCAUUCUGCCAUGAUAUUGACCAUAGGGGAACCAAUAAUUUGUACCAAAUGAAAUCUCAGGCUCCCCUUGCACGGCUUCACGGGUCCUCUAUCUUGGAAAGACAUCACUUAGAAUUUAGUAAAACCCUGCUGGAAGAUGAGAGUUUAAACAUUUUCCAGAAUCUAAACAAGAGACAGUUCGAGAAUGUGAUUCAUUUGUUUGAAGUCGCAAUCAUAGCAACCGACCUGGCUUUGUAUUUCAAGAAAAGGACUAUGUUUCAGAAGAUAGUAGACGCGACGGAACAAAUGCAGUCAGAGGAUGAAAGGAUUAAAUAUAUUAUCUCCGACCCAACAAAAAAGGAGAUAAUCAUGGCCAUGAUGAUGACAGGAUGUGACUUGUCUGCCAUUACCAAGCCUUGGGAAGUACAAAGUAAAGUCGCCCUUAUGGUUGCUAAUGAGUUCUGGGAACAAGGAGACCUGGAGAGAACAGUUCUUCAGCAGCAGCCUAUCCCAAUGAUGGACAGGAACAAAGCCGAGGAGUUGCCCAAGCUUCAAGUUGGUUUCAUUGACUUUGUAUGUACAUUUGUGUAUAAGGAAUUUUCACGGUUUCAUAAAGAAAUCACACCCAUGUAUGAUGGACUUCAAAAUAACAGAGUUCAGUGGAAAACACAAGCCGAUGCUUACGAUGAAAAGAUGAAGGCUUUAGAAGAACAGAAGAAACCAGAAAAUGAUGUGGGGGGAAAGAAAGAUCAAGUUAAUGGCGAAGACAAUGGACCGCAAAACAAAUCAAAAACAUGUACAGUUUUGUAGAAAAAGAACCACGAGUGACUGAGUGAAUCACAAAUUUGUCCCCAGGUGGGAAGGGGAUCGGGAACUAGAAUUUAGUAUAGUUGAGAGAAAUCUAUUUUUUAUGUAUUGGGUGUCAACAGCUGAUAAAAUACUGACCUGAGAAGAGUUCACUGAAGUUCUGAUCUUGGGAGGUUAAAUAAUAACAAUUUCAUAAUAUAUAGACAAGAAAAAUGCCAUUGCAGUCAUUGCCUAUAAGCAUAAAGGAUGUUAUAUAUACAUACAGGUUACUUACUGGCUAAAUGGUCAUGUUUAUUUCGACUGAGAAGUGGCUGUGUAUGUUAUUAGGCUGGCAGGAAUGCUGUACAAGAACAAGGGGUGAGCUGCAGCACCUGAUGCGUAUGCUACUGUACAACAGGCACAGGUACAAGGGGUGAGCUGCAGCUCCUGAUACAUAUGCUACUGUACAACAGGCACAGGUACAAGGGGUGAGCUGCAACUCCUGAUGCGUAUGCUACUGUACAACAGGCACAGGUACAAGGGGUGAGCUGCAGCUCCUGAUGCGUAUGCUACUGUACAACAGGCACAGGUACAAGGGGUGAGCUGCAGCUCCUGAUACGUAUGCUACUGUACAACAGGCACAGGUACAAGGGGUGAGCUGCAGCUCCUGAUGCGUAUGCUACUGUACAACAGGCACAGGUACAAGGGGUGUGCUGUAGCUCCCAAUGAGUAAGAUCUGAAAAGAUUAAAGGUGUUGCCAAGAUAGGAAAAAAUACCAUGUUUUUAAGACCCAAGAACAAGUGUGGCACUGUUUGUGGGACAAAAAGAUUGUUCUAUCUGCUAAUGCAGAACCCCCUUAAAAGCUAUGUACACCUUUGCACUGUUUUAUUUUCUAUUUAUUUCUCAAAUGCAAACUUUCUAAAUAGUCUUUAUUAAAAAUAUUCUACCAUUAAAGAGCUUAUCAAAGAUUAUAAACAAAGCUUAUUAACACACAAAAAAAAAGAAAAAACAGCACCACUCCUCUGUGUGGUAUCACAGAUGAGUUUUUACUGAAGUGAAUGGAGCAAAGUUGAAAUAUCACACACAACCUGAAGACAGGAAUAUAGCUUUUUUUGGGGAAGAAACUAGUAUUCUAUUCCUGGAUAACCCCUUUCAAGGGAUUCUCCGGUGCUUACACAUCUU
Molecule: messenger RNA, 4216 nt
Organism: Hyla sarda
Lineage: Eukaryota; Metazoa; Chordata; Amphibia; Anura; Hylidae
Gene: PDE6C
Product: phosphodiesterase 6C
Exons: 22
Coding region: 482-3058 (858 amino acids)
Biological process (GO): visual perception; signal transduction
Molecular function (GO): 3',5'-cyclic-nucleotide phosphodiesterase activity; protein binding
Source: RefSeq, a predicted model, not a curated record